AUGGCAACUACUACCACCGCAGGAUCGCGAGACUCGCCCUCACCGCCUAUUUCCAACGAUGAGGCCCUUCGUCGACUCGGCAUGAAGCAAGGCUCCUCUUCUUCCUCCUCCUCGUCUCCGUCAUCGUUCAGUGCAGGAUACAAGAUGGCACCCGGCGCAUUGACCUCUUCGUUCGGUUUCGGAGACUAUGCGCGAUUCUUCGCCUCCGGUGCGCUAUGUGCCACUAUCACUCACGGUGCCAUGACACCCAUCGAUGUCGUCAAGACUCGAAUCCAGCUCGAACCAAAGGGCUCAAAAGAGACUAUGCUUUCCAUGGGCCGUAAGAUCGUCGCCUCCGAAGGUCCAGCUGGUCUUCUCACUGGCUUCGGCCCCACUGCUGUCGGUUACCUGAUUCAAGGUGGUGCCAAGUUUGCUGGCUACGAGUUCUUCAAGAAGAAGGGUGUUGAUCUUGCCGGCAGCCACGAAACCGCUCAACAGUACCGUCAAGUCAUCUACCUCGGUGGUGCCGCUGCUGCUGAAGUCAUUGCGACCACUCUCCUGACACCUCUCGAGGCAGCACGUAUCCGCAUGGUCUCCGAACGAGGUUACGCCAAGGGUCUUGUCUCAGCCGUCACUCGUAUGGGUGCUGAGGAGGGUCUCCGAGGCUUCUAUGCUGGUUACGCUCCCAUCCUCUGCAAACAGGUUCCUUACGCCAUCGGCCAGUUCGUUACUAACGAAUGGGCUCACACCGUUGCUGACUCCACCAUCUCUAAGGAGGACCGCGCUAAGUACGGCAAGGCCGGUGAAGUCACCAUCCAGCUUGGAUGUGGUAUGAUUGCUGGUGUUGCAGCUGCUGUCCUAUCUCAUCCCGCCGAUACUCUUCUCAGCAAGAUCAACAAGGGCGGAGGAGGACAGGGUUCCGCAAUGACCAAGCUCAUCCGUCUUGCAGGCGAGACCGGUCCCGUUGGUAUCUGGGCUGGUCUCGGCACCAGGGUACUUAUGACAGCGUUCCUAGUCAGUGGUCAGUUCCUUCUCUACGCUCAAGUCGGUCAGCUGCUUGGCAAGCCGCCUGGUAUCGAGAUCCGCUCCGAUGCCGAAAAGAAGCAAUGA
Ustilago hordei is the source of this 1089-nucleotide messenger RNA. RefSeq lists its product as uncharacterized. Gene Ontology annotation, cellular component: mitochondrial inner membrane. The record is from RefSeq and is a predicted model, not a curated record. The coding region runs from base 1 to 1089 and encodes 362 amino acids. The transcript has a single exon. Gene Ontology annotation, molecular function: phosphate transmembrane transporter activity. NCBI's taxonomy places the organism in Eukaryota, Fungi, Basidiomycota, Ustilaginomycetes, Ustilaginales, Ustilaginaceae. Gene Ontology annotation, biological process: mitochondrial phosphate ion transmembrane transport.